AUGUCAACACCUGAGUUAAUUUUUGAAGAUAAUUCUGAAUCUGAAGGGAAUUCUACCUCUGAAGAUAAGUCAGAGUCAGAAGAUGACUCUGAAGCUGAAGUUGAGUCUGAUUUUAAGGGAGACUCUAAUGAUGAGUCAAAAGCUGAAGGUGAUUCUGAAGGUGGGUCAUACUCUAAAGGUGAAUCUGAUGAUGAUCCAGAUUCUGAUGAUGAUCCAGACUCUAGUGAUCAAGCCUCUGAAGGGGGUCAAGCGUCUGAAGAUGGAACUUCUGAAGGUAUAACUUUUGAAGGUGGUCCAACUUCUGAAGGUUUAACUUUUGAAGGUGGUCCAAAUUCUAAAGGUGGUCCAACUUCUGAAGGUGGUCCAACAUCUUAUACUCUUCCUAAACUUGAAAAAGAUUUUGAACAAGUUCAGAGGCCAUAA
This is a messenger RNA of Vicia villosa (hairy vetch), 423 nucleotides long. RefSeq lists its product as uncharacterized. The transcript has a single exon. The record is from RefSeq and is a predicted model, not a curated record. Bases 1 to 423 code for a protein of 140 amino acids. NCBI's taxonomy places the organism in Eukaryota, Viridiplantae, Streptophyta, Magnoliopsida, Fabales, Fabaceae.